ACAUUGUUGUGUUACCUGUGCUGAUAGAAGUUACCUACAUAUUUUUAUCUAAUCGCACAAACACUGUGGGAAAAAAUGAAUUAAUCACUGGCACGGAAGGUACGCAAUCUAAAGGGUUCUCGAGAGGAGUUUUUGCAAUUCUUUUUAUGACAAAUUUCUCUCCUUUGUGGAAUUUCGCGAAAGUGGUUUACAUAUUUUGGUGAUUUUGUGGUUGUGCAGUUGAUGUAUUUUGGGGAGCAUAAGAGCCGUUGCCAGCAUAAGAAGUGACCCAACGCAUACAUAUUUGUGGAGUUCUUCGCAUUUAUGUGACUAAUACGCACACACAGAGUUUGGAGUCUCCAUAGAGCGAGAGAGUUUGGUUGUUGUAACCAGUUUCUCAAUUUACCUGCUCGCGCGACACGCCUUUUGUUGUGCCUGAGAGUGUUUUUAUAUAAGAAAAAACCAAGCGUGAGUACUACCAAGACAGGGUGGAAAAUCAGUGAGUGUGACGACCCAUUUUCAUUGAGAAAACUCCCAAUUUGUGACCUUCCUGGCGCCCUGACGUUGCAACAGAACGGGAUGGAUGAAUACGGAGCUGAGAGUCUCUUGGCGUGGUUCUACCCACUCAUAGCUGCCUUCUCCGUGGUUGCUACUGUCACAUUUGCCGUGGCGUGGAAUCACUGGAAGUACGUCCUGGACACAUGUGAUCCCAAACUCUUCUGCGGAUGCAUCUUCAAUGCCAGAUCAACACCAACGUACUUUGUGGGGGCACAUAUUGCCUAUUGCUACUGGGCAACCAUUGGACCCCUCCUGGGAGCACUAGUGGCCGUCUUCUUUGGCACAUAUCAUGUAUUUCGCGUCUGCAUGGGGAAAGGAAGAACCAGGACGGGGACGACGACGGUUAAACAAAGGUCAGGCGAUGUUAUUGUAAUGACCACCCGUACAGAACUCACGGAUGACUCCAUCUCACCGUACUGGUGGAUUCCGAGUAGCAUUGCUGCCUGCCUCAUGACACUGUACACGCUCACGCACGCUGCCAUGGCACUCGAUGGGUUCCUCUAUGCGUGCCGUCAGUACAGGAUUGAACUGACCAAGUACAUGAGAGCCACGGGACCCCUUGUGGAGAGUAUUCAGGGGAGGAUCUCGUGCGCAGCUGUCUUUGACUUUAUGGACUACAUCCAUCCAGACGUCUCGUACGAUCGUCGUCGAAUUGAUCGCAUCAACACCCCAGCUGCCCUCAUUACGGGGCUCAUUGCAUCGUGGCUCUGUGUAGCUCUCUGGGCAGCCAUUGCCUUCAUCACCAUCCGUCAGGCACGUCGUAGUCGUCGCGUGCGAGUGUAGUGGAAUACAAACCCCCCGAUCUCCCAGUCUUAAACACCACCCCCAUGUGCCUUUCAACACACAUCAUUGCUUUUUGUACCGCCGAAUGAUUUUAUGCGCCAAUAAAACUUUUUUUUCCAACA
Molecule: messenger RNA, 1442 nt
Organism: Lutzomyia longipalpis
Lineage: Eukaryota; Metazoa; Arthropoda; Insecta; Diptera; Psychodidae
Exons: 4
Coding region: 559-1320 (253 amino acids)
Source: RefSeq, a predicted model, not a curated record